Macadamia integrifolia is the source of this 2407-nucleotide messenger RNA. Its product is annotated as probable transcription factor KAN4. Bases 604 to 1686 code for a protein of 360 amino acids. Gene Ontology annotation, cellular component: nucleus. Gene Ontology annotation, molecular function: transcription cis-regulatory region binding. The record is from RefSeq and is a predicted model, not a curated record. The transcript has 6 exons. Lineage: Eukaryota; Viridiplantae; Streptophyta; Magnoliopsida; Proteales; Proteaceae. Gene Ontology annotation, biological process: regulation of DNA-templated transcription; abaxial cell fate specification.
ACUCCCUUACAAUCUCCCUUUUAUUCCCUUUUAUUCCCCUCAUAUACAUAAGGGAACCCCUCCUUCAUCUGUCCGUAGUCCUUCUCUCUCUCUCUUUCUGCCUCUGAUACCUCUCCUUAAAAUACACCUAUUUCCAUUUCCACUUCCUUUUUCUUUCAUCUGUCCACCGGCAAACUCUCUCUCUCUCUCUCUCUCUCUCUCCCCUUCUCUCUUCUGCAUUCUUUCUGACUAUUAGUCUCUGCAAUUCCUUCACAUCUGUCCCUCUUCUCUUUCAAUUUCAUUAACCCUAGAGAGAUCCUACUAAAAGCCUGCCUAGCUCUCUCCCCCCGCCUCCUCACCCACUCCCAAAAAUAAAAAACCAUCCCCUUCUUCCUCUCUCUCUCUCUCUCUCUCUCUCACAGUCCCACAGUAUAAACAAAUCUAAACAUCCAUGCAAAUCAUAAGGCACUCAUGAUAUAAUCACUACCUACUCCAACCCUUUUGGGCAUCUCUUCCCUGCAAACUUCAAACCUAUCCCUCUCUCUUUCCUUCUUUAUCUCAUACACCUCUUUAUCUACCCCCCACACCUGUAUCUGAUCUCACCUCAACCCCUCUACUAUUCCCAUGUUCCCAAGCUCCAACUCCAUGAGAACUGCUUUGCCUUUACCUGACCUUUCUCUACAGAUCAGCCCACCAUCAGUUUCAGAUUCUGAAGCUAAGAUGGAUGUGGGCUAUGAUGGAUGGAUGAGGAGAACAUUUUAUGGUACAGAAAGAAGCUCCACCACAGACUCUGGAAGCAGCGCUAGUGGCGGCAGUGAUAUAAGCCAUGAACAAGGAGGGUUCUUGCACCCAGACAAGGGUUAUUAUGAUCUUCCUGGGGUUGAACCCACACUGAGCCUGGGGAUCGAUAAGGCUACUUUGGAACCUCAUCAACACCAACAACAUCCACAACCCCAAUACCUUCCUCGCAAUUUUCACUACCUGCACCAACCUCAAAUAUAUGGUCGUGAAUUUAAGAGAAAUUCAAGAGUGGUUAAUGGAGGUAGGAGAAGCAUCAGAGCUCCUAGGAUGAGAUGGACUACUACUCUACACGCCCAUUUUGUUCACGCAGUCCAGCUCCUCGGUGGCCAUGAAAGAGCAACACCCAAAUCGGUUUUGGAGUUAAUGAAUGUGAAAGACUUAACACUAGCUCAUGUGAAGAGUCACUUGCAGAUGUAUCGAACAGUGAAGAGCACUGACAAAGGAGCAGGGCAAGGGCAGACAGAGAUGGGUCUGAAUCAAAGGACAGGGAUGAUUGAAAUGGAACAUGAUCAUGGUGGUUUAUCUUCAGAGAAAACUGCUCCUAACCCUUCUUAUACUCCCAACACACCACCACCACCACCACCACCACCAACACAAACACUACCAAAAUCUCCAAGAAGUUCGUGGCCAUCAAUGGAAACAAAUGUUUGGAACCCUUUAAUGAAGGAAAGCACAUUAUCUAUUGCAAAUGAACUUACAAAUCAAAGGAUGAACAAGGUGGAUGGGUAUGGUAUAGACCUUUGCACUUCACAAAAUGAGAAGGAGAAGUUGUACUUGAUGAGCUCUUUGGCAAAGAAAUCAUCGCAUAUAUUGCCUAAUCUAGAGUUCACACUUGGGAGACAAAGUUGGCAAAUGGACUAUGCUGAUCAGCCUUCAAAUAAUGAGUUAACUCUCCUUAAGUGUUGAAAUAGAACCUCAAAUAUAUCACUAUUACAUCUCUCAGAAUCAAAGGAAGGGAAAGGAAAAAGGUCUUUCCAUGAGGAGGAAGAGAAGAAGAUGACAUGAAGUUGACAAGUGGAAAAGGGUCGGUGAGGGUUGGGCCUGUUGGGUUAAAAGAGUGAAAGUAGUGUCACUUUAAUGGAAAGUAUGGAGAAUCAUAUCAGACUAUUGGAGUGGAUGAUGAUGGCAUUGAAACAUAUUAGGACCCAUUUGGUUCGCACUGUUAGAACUUGAGGGCCCUUUACGCGUCAGAACCAAAAGGAUAGGUGAAAAGAAAAGAAGAGAAGAGAAGAGAAAAGGAAGAAAUUUAAGGUUUGAUCAGAUGCUGAUCUCAGUUUGGGGCCAGUGUUUCAAGAACUUCUACAGAUGAUAAUGGUUGCCUUUAUCAACUUGUACGUUCAAAUCAUCUCCCAUUGUGCCUGCAACUAAGUAGAACUUAUAUAUAUAUAUAUAUAUAUGCAUUAAUGGCAAGUUAGAGAGAGAGAGAGAGAGAGAGAGAAAGAGAGACAUUUGGGGGGUUGUGAAUGUAUGUUGAACUCAUCAAAUUUCUUUCCUUGUCAUGAUGAGACCAUGGUUUGUGUUGCUAAUAUACAAAUUCAAUUCGUUUUAGGCUUAAUGAUGUUGUGUGAAAUAGGAAAUGGAUUGUACGGAGGAGGGAGUACUCAAUGAAAUUAUGAUAUCUUGGUAA